Anopheles bellator is the source of this 1869-nucleotide messenger RNA. It is a transcript of the gene SmydA-2, whose product is annotated as SET domain-containing protein SmydA-8. The transcript is spliced from 4 exons. The record is from RefSeq and is a predicted model, not a curated record. NCBI's taxonomy places the organism in Eukaryota, Metazoa, Arthropoda, Insecta, Diptera, Culicidae. The coding region runs from base 1 to 1533 and encodes 510 amino acids. Gene Ontology annotation, molecular function: protein binding.
AUGAUAUCGUGCUGUGCCGUCUGUAAAGCUCCAGCGAACCAAAGAUGUUCUGGUUGCCAGCAGGUGGUCUACUGCAAUCGUGAUCACCAGCGUCAGCAUUGGAAGGCCACGCAUCGUCGAGAGUGCUGCUGUUAUCGCGUAGAGCAAAACGCUUGCCUAGGGCGACACUUGGUAGCCACAAGGAAUAUCCGACAGGGAGAGAUCAUACUUACCGACACACCGUACGUUGCAGGACCGAAAAUGGUCAGUGUGCCUGUUUGUCUGGGAUGCAAUCGGGAUCUAAUGCCUCUGUUACAACUAUCCGGUGCCAACCACUUUCACGAAUGUUCUGGUUGUGGAUGGCCUCUUUGUGGGGAGCAAUGUGAAAAAUCGGACCAUCAUCGGCACGAGUGCAUUAUACUGGCCAAAAGCGGAUACCGCCCAAAAUUGUACCCUGACUUCAACAAUGUGCACAAACGAGAAACAGCAUAUUGUGUAAUUGUCCCACUGCGGGUGUUGCUGCUGGAACGCAACGCACCAGAGAAAUAUGCCCACAUACAAACCUUUGAAUCGCACCUAGAGCAACGGUUGCAGUCUCCACUGUACGGAGUGGUUCGAUCAAAUGUGGUACCGUUCGCGCGGACAGUUCUUGGCCUACGGCAGUACAGCGAACAGGCCAUCUUACAAGUUUGUGCCAUGCUCGACACUAAUUGUUACGAGGUGCUACUUCCUCAUCGGCACACGAAAAUACGGGCGCUAUACCCAUGGGGAGCAAUGCUUUCUCACGACUGUAAGCCAAACACCAAACACUACUUCGACGCCAGCAUGAACAUGAUCCUUGUAGCAACCACGGAUAUCCCACUGAGCGGUGUUAUCACCGUAUCCUACACGCAGCCGCUGCUCGGAACCCUUCAUCGGCGAAUUGCUUUGCAACAAGCCAAACUUUUCCACUGUCGGUGCGAUCGAUGUGCUGACCCGACUGAGUUCGGUACGAACAUCAGUGGCUUUCAGUGUCCGCAGUGUAAAGCUGGAAUCGUUCUCCCUGCGCAGCCAACUGACUACCGAACCACGUGGCGCUGUCAGCGCCGGAAAUGCUCGUUCCAGGAGCCUAUCAAUCUGUACGUUGCACGCUGUGAACGCGUAGAGAAGGAACUGAUGUCUUUGGAUAAAACAGAUCCGAAGAGCUACGACGGAUUUUUGGAGCGCUAUAGCACUAUACUUCAUGGCUGGAACGCUUAUGUGCUGCAGGCUAAGUAUGCACUGUUACAACUUUUGGUGAACCGCGCCUCAGACGAGGGAGAGAAAGAAGAUCAAAUCGAGUGUCGCGCUCGUCGAGUGAUCGAAUUGUGUUGCGAUUUGCUGGAAAUUGCCGACCGAUUGGAGCCUGGUUUUGGGUUUUUCAGAGGAAAGCUUUUGGUAAAACUGGAAACAUCGCUCGGUAUUCUCAACCGUUUAGGAUCCAUGACGGAUCACGAGAGAGGCAAAUGGCAAGCUGUAAAAGAUGAAAUUCUUCAAAUAUCGAAAACAGAUCCUUCAGUAGUCGUCAGCAUGUGAAUUUCAAAACCUAACGUAUCUUUUAUUUUUCUUCUGUAAAAACGAACAAAACCACAGCAUUGAAUAGCAUGUUUGCAUUCUAGUUACUGACUUCUUAUACCUUGGAAUCGAUGAACCAGUGCAGAGCUACUUUUACCAACAUAUAUAUUGUCUAAUAAAGUUUCUAAAGAACGGAACCCUUUUUUUUACCAGAAGUCAACGGAAGAAUUUAGUCAAUGUUUUAAGAGAUCGUUCAGUUGAAGCUUUAUUGUACAUAGUAUUGUGUUCGAAUACACCAGGAAAUAACAUUACAUAAAAUAAAGAGUUUUUUCAGCGAUAAAUAAAAUACGUGUUGAA